This is a messenger RNA of Beauveria bassiana ARSEF 2860, 1224 nucleotides long. RefSeq lists its product as uncharacterized. Lineage: Eukaryota; Fungi; Ascomycota; Sordariomycetes; Hypocreales; Cordycipitaceae. The record is from RefSeq and is a predicted model, not a curated record. The coding region runs from base 1 to 1224 and encodes 407 amino acids. The transcript has a single exon.
AUGACCAGACCACGCGGUCUGGCCAGCAGGGCAUUUCCCCGCCUCCUCUUACUUUUUCUUCUCGCCGCCCCGUCCGCCCUCGCCCUGGAUGCCUCGUUUGAGUUUUACCCCAAGGCGGCGCAGUCGUGCCUGUCCAAGGCCGCCACGUCGUCCGCGUGCAGCGGCGACACGUCCAAGGAGCUCAACGCCUGCCUGUGCAGCAACGGCGGCCAGUUUGUCGAAAAGGCCAUUCAGUGCCUGGCGCAAGAAAACAACGAUGUCAUGGGCGACGUCUUUACAACCAUGGACGAUGCGUGCACUACAUCGGGCACGCCCCUCUCGUGGAAGUGGUCCGACUGGGUCGACGCCGCCAAAAGCGCGACUUCUUCUUCUUCCAGCAGCACAACGACGACUUCGACUGAAACUUCGACCACGACCGUGACCAAGACAUCCUCGACAACCGCGACAGAGUCCACGUCGACGACGUUGACCACCGCAACUGCCAGCAGCACCUCUUCUGGUUCCUCUUCCCCGUCUUCCAUAGCCACCGCCACCACCACAAACUCGCCUACAUCCUCCCCGUCCCCGUCCCCCGGAGAAAGCAGCAGCAGCGACCUCUCCACCACCGCCACCAUUGGCAUCGCAGCCGGCGUCUCCGUCGCCGGCGUCGCGGCCAUUGCCGCUCUCGCCUUCUUCCUCGUCCGCAAACGCAAGCGCGCCUCCCAGCCCCCAAUGUCCUACUCCAUGCUGACUCCCGAAAAAUACAACGGCGCAGGCGGCGCCGGUGCCGCCGCCUCGUACCCGCCCCACGGUCCCUCACCAUCAAACCUAGGCGGCGGUGGUGGUGGUGGUGGUGGAGGCGCUGCCGGCGGCUUUGACAGCGAGGCCAACGAGACGCCCCUAUACACCCUCCCGGCGUACGUUUCCAAGUUGCAGAGCAAGCAGAGCUACACGGCCCUGUCCAGCACGAGCCCAGACUCGGCGCUGGAACAGCAGAAGAAGCAGCACAACUUCUUGUCGGGGUGGGAGCCGCCCACCCAUGCGACGCAGUACACCGGGCCGUACGCCCCGCCUCAGACCGGUCCGGUUGAGCUCCCACUGCAGAUGCAGCCCGUGAUGUCCAAUGUCUUUGAGCUCGACGCGCAUGGUGUGGGUGCCGCUCCGCGGCCGGCGCAGCCAGCUUUGCAGCCAAUUGCGGAGCGGCAGCGCGAGUCCAGAAUGUACAGACCGUACAUGCCAACGUGA